Molecule: messenger RNA, 10051 nt
Organism: Pygocentrus nattereri (red-bellied piranha)
Lineage: Eukaryota; Metazoa; Chordata; Actinopteri; Characiformes; Serrasalmidae
Gene: trpm6
Product: transient receptor potential cation channel, subfamily M, member 6
Exons: 39
Coding region: 311-6040 (1909 amino acids)
Biological process (GO): monoatomic cation transmembrane transport; protein phosphorylation; protein tetramerization
Cellular component (GO): apical plasma membrane
Molecular function (GO): protein serine/threonine kinase activity; monoatomic cation channel activity; ATP binding
Source: RefSeq, a predicted model, not a curated record
GUGAAGCCUCUGAGGGCUGUUUACAGUCAGCCGUUAUCGCCCCUCAGCGCCUUCACCGCGUCUCUCUGCCCGUCCAGCCUCCCUGAACGCCUUUAGUUAGUCAUUCGUGACCGAGCCUCCCCCCGCGGUGGAGGCUGAAGGUGGAGGAGCGCCGGCGAGGCUGUAAAGCCAUUUAAACCGGUGUAAUGGGUCAGAGGGCGACCUGCUCACUGACGACCAGCCGUGAGAGCGAAGCCCUCACAGCGCGGAGGCUGUGAGGAGAGGUCGCGAGGCUCAGGCAGAGCGCGAGGGCGGGAGUUUCCCGCUCAGGAUGGAGUCCAGAAAGUCAUGGAUCCAAGCUACCUUUUACAAGAGGGAAUGUGUGAAGUUUUUGCCAGCGUCACGGGACCAUCACGGGUGUUCUCCGGUUUGCCAUGUUUGCCAAAACCUAGUCAGGUGCUGCUGCGGGAGGCUGAUUGGGGAGCAUGCAGAACUGGAGUCCAGUUCUUGGGUGCCACCUGCCUCAGCUAAUGAGGAAACAUGGUCAGUGGCCCAGCACACGAGGGCCAGCCCCACCGAUGCCUUCGGCUCCAUCGACUUCCAGGGAAGCACCAAGCGGUGUUGCCGCGCCAAGUUUGUGCGUCUGUCCUGCGAUGCUAAGCUGGACCAGCUGCUGUGUCUGAUGCUGAGAGAGUGGAACAUGGUUCAGCCCAAGCUGGUUAUAUCAGUGCAUGGGGGGACUGAGAACUUCCCUCUACCCCCAAGAGUUGGUCAGGCCUUCAGCAAGGGCCUCAUCAGAGCUGCUGAGACCACAGGCGCCUGGAUCCUGACAGAUGGCUUCAAUACAGGAGUAUCCAUGUAUGUUGGGGAUGCUGUGAAGGUCUAUGGAACCCACGAGCGGCGGAAGAGAAACAUCAUUGGGGUCACCCCAUGGGGUCUCAUCGAGAAUCACAAUGACCUCAUAGGGCGAGAUGUUCUGCGGCACUACCAGACUCUGGGGAAUCCUCUGAGUAAGCGCGCCAGUCUCAAUGGUCUGCAUUCCCACUUCCUCUUAGUGGAUGAUGGAACUCUGGGGAAAGCAGGAGGCCAGCUGGAGCUAAGGAGGAACCUGGAGAGGCACAUCCACCGGCAGAGGAUCCACCCCAGACUGGCCCAGAGAGUUCCCGUGGUCUGUGUAGUGGUAGAGGGGGGUCCUCCUGUGCUCUCCACAGUGCUGGACUAUGUGAGCAGGUCACCUCCUGCACCCGUUAUUGUGUUUGAAGGCACCGGACGGGCUGCAGACCUGCUAGCUCUGAUACACAAACAGACUGCUGUUGACAGGAAGCUGGACACGCACAUUAAGGAGGAUUUCCUGCUACGCAUUCAGGGUGUAUUCGGUGUGGCAAGGCCGGAGGCCUCUCAGCUUUUCGGCCUGCUCACAGACUGCAUGGAGCACAGGGAUGCAAUCACCAUUUUUGACUCGGAAUCUGAGGACCAUCUGGAAGCAGAUGUGGCCAUUUUGAAAGCUUCACUAAAAGGCACACUGACAGAGCAGUUAAAUGUUACCCUGGCCUGGGACAGGGCUGACAUCGCUCAGCAACACAUACUGGUCUAUGGACAACACUGGAAGGUGGGAGCCCUGGAGCAGGCCAUGCUCAAUGCCCUGAAGAUGGACCGCGUCAGCUUUGUGAAGCUGCUCAUUGAAAACGGCGUGACCCUGAAACAUUUCCUCACCGUGUCGCAUCUGGAGGAGCUCUAUAACACACAGCAAGGUUCCUCAGAUUAUUUCUUGCAUCACAUCGUUGAGGAUGCCAAAAAGUGUCGUGUUCCUGUGGGAUACAAAAUCUCUCUGAUCGAUGUUGGCAUGGUGAUUGAGCACUUGAUCGGGGGAGCUUAUCGAAGCACAUACAGACGGAAGAGCUUCAGAACAGUGUACAACCGAAUUAAUAAUGCACUGAAGGAAGGCCGUCCGGAGAGAUCAGACUCCUUGACCAGGUCCCAAACGACUGCUGUUGACCCUGCAGAGACCACUCCACCACGCUCCCAAUUCUUCCGGACUGCAGAGCCUUACAGACGCAAGGAGAGACCACCUGUGCCACAUGACCCAGAGCUAGAAGCAACAGCGGAGCUGGGCGAUUCCUCUCUGUUCAUAUACAGCGUCAAUGACCUGUUUGUCUGGGCGGUGCUGAAGCGGCGUCAGCAGAUGGCUCUCUUCUUGUGGCAUCAUGGCGAGCAGGCCAUGGCCAGGGCUGUCGUGGCCUGCAGGCUCUACCGUGCCAUGUCCAUUGAAGCCAAGGAGAGUGAUAUGGGUGACAGCACUGCUGAGGAGCUGAAGAAAUAUUCACUAGAGUUUGGUCAGCUAGCCGUGGAUCUUCUGGACAAAGCCUUCAAGGAGAAUGAGCGGAUGGCCAUGAAGCUGCUGACUUCAGAGAUGACAGACUGGAGUGACUUCACCUGUCUCCAGAUGGCAGUGGCCUCAGGUCUCAGGCCCUUCUUGGCCCAUUCCUGCACCCAGAUGCUCCUCAAUGACCUGUGGAUGGGCCGCCUAAACAUGAGGAAGAACACCUGGUUCAAGACUAGUCAGAUCAUUGUGAGCAUCCUGCUACCUGCGACCAUCCAGUUUUUAGAGUUUAAGAGCCAGGCUGAGAUGUCCCAUGUGCCUCAGACACAGGAGGCCCUGCAGUUUGGGAGGGACACAGAGAGCCCAGGGGCUGCAGAAAGUGGAAGUGCAGCACAAGCAGAUCAGUGCGAUGCAGACACAGGGAGGACUGGCACAAGCCGCAGGAUAAACCUUACUGCACGGUGGCUACCAUGGGCCAGGAAGGUCUACGACUUCUACAAUGCACCUGUGGUCAAAUUCUGGUUCCACACUAUGACCUACCUGCCGUUUCUCAUGCUCUACACCUACACAGUCUUGGUGAGGAUGGAGAAGAACCCCAGUUUUCCAGAGUGGUUCAUCAUUACAUACAUCUCAUCUACAGCUGUAGAGAAAGUUCGAGAGGUGUUGCUGUCUGAGCCGAGGAGGUUCCAAAAAAAGCUGAAAUUGUGGUUCAGUGAAUAUUGGAACAUCCACGACUUCGUCGCAAUUCUCCUGUUCUUCACUGGCUUUGCCCUCCGCUGGCAGACAGGUGUGGUCCACACAGCCGGACGCAUCAUCUACUGCCUAGACAUCAUCUUCUGGUUUGUGCGAGUUCUGGACCUGCUAGCCAUUAACCAGAAAGCUGGACCCUACUUGACCAUGAUCACCAAGAUGAUGAGCAACAUGUUCUACAUUGUGACCAUAAUGGGCAUUGUGCUGGUGAGUUUUGGCACCCCCAGGGGUUCCAUCCUGAAGCCCUACGAGGAUCCCUCCUGGGACCUGCUGAAGGAUGUGGUCUUCCAGCCCUACUUCAUGAUGUUUGGAGAAGUUUAUGCUGGAGAGAUCAACCCCUGUGAAGAAAACCCAGACUGUCCUCCAGGAUCUUUCCUCAAUCCGUUGCUGCAGGCGGUCUACCUGUUCAUGCAGUACAUCAUCAUGGUCAACCUCCUUAUUGCCUUCUACAACAACGUUUACAUCCACAUGAAGAACAUAUCCAAUCAGCUGUGGAAGUACAACCGCUACCGUUACAUCAUGACCUAUCAGAAGAAGCCGUGGCUGCCUCCCCCUUUGAUCUUCUUCAGUCACAUGACCUUGUGUGUCAGCUCAGUGUGGCAUUGGCACAAAGGGGCAUCUGGACAGGAGAGCAACUCAGGCCUUAAGUUGUUCUUGGCUCCUGAUGAUAGGAAGAAACUGCAUGAGUUUGAGGAGAAGUGUGUGGCUGGCUAUUUCCGUGAUAAACAUGAAAGCCAAAACUGCAGCCAGAUCAACCGGAUUCGUUCUGCUGCUGACAAGGCAGAGGAGAUGAUGGACACUUUGUCAGAGGUGGCAGAGAAGGUCCAAUUCAUACAGGAGAGCCUCCAGAUGCUGGACGGUCACCUGGGUCACCUGCAGGACAUGUCAGCACAAGCUGUGGACACCCUCAACCUCCUCUCAGCAACUGACAACAGGCAACAGGAGGCUGUCCUGCUUGGCCACAGCCAGCCCAUUGCCAGCCCUUACCAACAGCUUUCUCACAGCUGGAGCCUCCGGGUCGAUGGGAACGUGACCCCCAGUCAUGCUCCAUUGUCUCCGAAGCUCUAUCAGAGCACUCCACCCUCACUAAUGUGUGGACUAGGUCCAGGCAAGAAGCGUCCUUCUUUUGAAUUUCCACCAGGGGGCAGCGGAGGACUAUGUGACAGUAGGCCCAAGUGGGUAUUGGGAAACUUAGAGUUUGAAGACAGGUGGAGAACCAAUGGUGGCUCUGGUGCAGCUUCACCUGCGGGUUACCGCCUCUCACACAGCUCUAUGCCUCACCUCUGGGGGGCAUCAUGGAGGGACAGGACACCCUGUGAGUCGUCUGGGCCGUCCUGUCCUAGCUCGCCCACUGUGCUCUGGGCUCGCGAGUCCUGCCGCCUCCUCAGCCAGGACGAGUCCAUGGAGGAGGAGGAAGAAGAUGAGGAGGAGGAGUUAAACCAUGACGAGGCACAGAGCAUCUCCCGGACCUCCAGCCAUGUCUUUCUCUUGUCCACCCCUCAGAGUGAGAGGGGCCAGCAGCUGGGGAUUGUGAACCCUGGGUUCUCGGGUGACAGUGAACUAGCCAGGCCCAGGCGAAGCCGAUUCGGCAAAAGGUGGCCGUUUGGUGCUGUAGAGAGAGAACUGCAGCACAGCCGCUCUCUCUCCGCUAGCAUUGAGACAAUGGCCAUGCCAGCAUCAGGGGUACCAGGGCACAGCACCAUGAGGGAAGACACACCGCCCCCUACAGGGAAAGAGGAUAAAGAGCGGUCCAGAACCUUAGAAGGAAAGCAUUCAAUUGGAAGAAAAUUUGUAAAAAUCAAAGCAGGAGAAGCGAAAAAUGUCAGAAAGAAUGUACAUGUGGUGGACACUAGCCGGAAGAGCAGGAGCAAAGGGAAGGGCCUGGCAGGACGCAGGUUUCAAUCGUCCGUCAGUCUGUCACAGCUAAAUUUUGAUCAAGUGGAUUUCUUGCAGAAAUCGGUCACGCUUGCUCAGAAUCCCCGAAGUCCUAGCCAAUCAGCUUGGAGCAGUUGGGCCCGCUCUGUCAGCGGCAGGUCUUCAGCACAGAGUUGGGUGACAGGCGAGAUGAGAGGCGCUGUGUUUAAAUCCACUGAAGAUUUGGACCCACACUACUCAGCUAUGGAGAGGAACAACCUGAUGAGAUUAGCACAUACAAUACCAUUCACACCGGUCUCUCUACUGGGAGGAGAGGAGGUGUGUAUCUACACUCUGGAGGAGUCUGAUUCUGAGUGGAGCCUGUCCAGCACCUCCUCCUGGUGUCAGAGAGGGCAUGCGGCCAUGCUGCAGCCCCUCGCCCACCAGGAGACACUGGACGGGGGUCUGCGCAGGGCCCUCAGGGUGAUGUGUACCUGGGCUGAGGGAGACGUGCUCAAACCAGGCUGUGUGUACGUGGUGAAGUCCUUCCGGCCUGAGGUGGUCCGCACAUGGCAGGCGGAGUUCCCCAGCAGCACCUCUCUUCAUCUCUGCUUGAGGGAAAUCCAGCAGCAGAGAGCAGCCCAAAAGCUGAUGCAGGUUUUCAACCAGAUCAAACCCAGCAGUGUCCCUCACUCCCCGAGAUUCCUGGACGUGUCUUUGCUGUGGUGGCAGGCUGAAGGCCAGUGGCUGACCAUCGAGGGGAACAUGAGUGGAGACUUUAUGAAGUACAACAAUAACACUGGAGAAGAAAUCUCACCCUGUUGUGCGCUGGAGGAGACGGUGCUGGCUUUCUCCCACUGGACUUAUGAGUAUACGCAGAAAGAGUUGCUGGUCCUCGACCUGCAAGGUGUGGGAGUGGACCUGACUGACCCGUCUGUGAUCAGGGCAGAUGAUAAAAGCUCGUCUGAAGACCUGGUGUUUGGGCCAGCCAACCUAGGGGAUGAUGCAGUCCAGAGCUUCAUUCUCAAGCACACCUGCAACUCGUGCUGCCGAAGACUGGGCCUUUCAAAUUUGCGGGAAGGAAACGAACUUCAGGAGUCCGAUUCAGCCUCGGAAGAGGACAUAAGCAGGGUUUGACCUCUGACAUAGGCGUGUUUUUGCUGGUAUGUUCUAGCUGGGUUGGACCCCUGUUCUGAUGCUGCUACUGGAGAACAUAAGGCUGGUAUCUCGGCAAUGGACAAUGGCAGAUAACCAAACCACAAUGUUUCCUUUACAUUACAUGGUCUUUGCUAAUGGUCCAAGCAUCCAGCAUUCAAAGGGAGACAACUUUUGCUGAAUAUCCAUCCUUUAAAUUAACAUCCUGUUAACAUCCUGUUAAUUUUAAGCAAUAGUUUGUUUCCUUCUUGCCCCACAUGUAGUCCAUCAGGCCAGACAUGUUUGGUGUCUGAAGUUUGUUUCAAUAGUUUAGCACUGGAGCUACAAGGCUAACAAGUAAUGGAAGCAUUUACCUCACCAAUUACCUUCAUACCUUUGUCCAUAGCAAACUGGGGCAUAUUUAAUAGCAUAACUGGCCGUAACUGAGUAAGCAGAAUGGUCAAUUAUUCAGAACAAUGCUAACCAGCAUGGCUGUCUGUUGGCUGACGUAACAGAAUUAGUCAUUAGUGCUCUCUACUAAGUUUGUUGAGCUGUCCAAUGACAUUGUGUCAGUGGCAGUUUGAAAAGAUGUGGAGGAGCUUCGCAUGACUUUGAGGAAGCACAUGCUAACGGAGCCCUCCCUGCAUGUUAUCACCACAUGUGAGGUGGAGACCUAGCUAGUGGGACCUGGCAACUUAUAAAUCGAUCAAAAUCGGCCAUAACGUUGAAAAUUCCUUGUUUCUACACUCAUUUUCCAUUUUUAUCAGCUCCACUCACUGUCCACCUUGUCUGUGACAGUAGCUCAUCUCUUCUGUGCUGUGGUGGUCCUGAGGGGGGUCCUGACCAUUGAAGAGCAGGGUGAACAGGGUUGUGAUUGAUAAAGUGUGGUGGGCAACACCUCUGCCUUCUAUGCCUUAACCUGGGGUUCAAUCCGCCGUCUGGGCAAGCAUUGUACUCUAUACCUAUAAGAGUCCUUUGGCAAGACUCUUGACACUGCAUUUGCCUCCCUAUGCAAACUGAUCAAACUCUAAGUUGCUCUGGAUUAGAGCAUCUGCUAAGUGCCAUAAAUGUAAAUUACAAGGUAUGCAGAGAAACAGAUGGGCUACAGUCUGUAAUUGUAGAACUACAAAGUGCACCUAUAUAGUAAGUAGAGCUGAAAUGGACAGUGAGUGUAGAAACAUGGAGGUAUACUUAAUGAAGUGGCCUGUUGGUAUAUGUUUACAGUGCAUGAAUGCAGUCUGAAUAUUGUUAUCUGGUGGAGGUUAAGCUUUUAUACACCACUACAUUAUCUAAAUUAGAAUCUUGGCUCCAGGGGAAAACUAUACAAACUAACAAAUUAAACUAUACAAACUUCAGAUACCAAACACGUGUCUGUGUUGAUUGACAACAUUUAAGCUAAGAGGAAAAUUGAGUAAAUUAGAUUUUACUUUCUAUUCCAUUUCUUUACAAUAUAGUGCAAAUGUCAGCUUAGAUUGUGGGAUUUGGAUCAAGUGAAAAGGAAUUUGUGAUACCACACAUGGACUACAGGCACAUCAUUUGCUUGAUUUUCAUCACUCUUUAUAUCAAACACUGUAUAUAAGAUGCAAUAAAAACAGGGUGAAAGGGAAAUGUUCAUGUUAAACAUUAAAAUAAGACUGUAAAUGAUUAUACAAUAUGACCAUAUUAAAAAUGAGCGACAGAUUUCAUCCAUAAAAUGUACUUUAUUUUUUUUUCCCCAACAAAGAAAUGUCUACAAAAGCGAUAAAAUAUAGACUUUAACCAAAAAAAAAGUCACUUAAGUCCUUCGCCUGCUAUGUACAACUCGGAGGAGACGAUUCGAGAGCUCGAUUGACUGGAACUUUCCCACACCUUCUUCCACAAAGCUGCAGUUGAAAAUCAAACCCCUGAAAACACACACACAUUCGCACAAAGUGCAACACGCUCGUUUGACUCAUGGUCUCACACACACACACACACACACACACUUGGCAAAACUUUCCCUGACCCCCACCCCUCCCUGCUACGUACUCGGGUUCUUGCAGUGUUGUGGCCAUGAGGACGCACCAAAACCUCAGUCGCUCACAGCCCGUUUGUAAUCCCAACUCGCGCUUGCUUUUGAGUUCCCACUUUUCCAAUUGGUUCUCAUAGAAACGCCACGCUCUCUGUGGUCUUCCUCACUGAGCGCCUUUCAGCUUCACCAUACCCAAGCUAUGGCACUUGAAAAAACAGCAAAAUAAAGUUUUUGGUAACACUUUACUUGAAACCUGCUGCAUCACAUUGACAUAACCAUGCAGCCAUUGCAGAUAUCCUGUUAUGAGUUGGCAUGACCGAUUAUAUCCAGUAAUAUAGCAGUAUAACAUCAUUAUCUAUUGUCUUUAUACAUGUUACAGUAGAUAAUUCAUGAGUACACUUAGCAAAAAUGGUAACACUUUACUGUACGGCGGCAUUUAUAAGGCUAUACAAGCACUGGACACUUAAACCUAAACAUGUACACAGGCUUAUUCCAGUAGGCUUAUCUGUCAUAAAGGCUGCUUUUGUCAGCUUAACGUCAAGUUUUGCUGACAUUGGGUUGGAAGCACUUUUUUGGGGUGAAAUAAUGUUAAAACAACUGAUUUAAGUAAUGCUUGUAAUGCUAAGUAAUGAUGUGACAGCUUAAAUCUCAGCUCCUUCCCCAAAAAGUCCCACGACCCCACCUAACAUCAGAAAAAAAAAUCAAUGUCACCAAUGUGCCAGUGUUUAUGAUUGACAGUGCCCAUUGGAAUAAGUGUUUAGAAAUGUUUAUAUGUGGCUUUUGUCCGUUGGCAUAAACGGGUUAAGUACAGUGUGGUCCAGUUAGAGACCACAUUAAGAAUCUGGGAUAUUUUUCAUUUAAACCUGAAAAUGAACAACAGAAUGUUUUGAAAUUUUGAAAAAAAAAAAGAAGACAAAGAAAACUGAAAUAUUGGCAAAACUUUAUUUGGAUAGUCCACUUUAGAUGCUUUGUGGAUACUUAAUUUAAGCUACUUUCAACCAAAUAUCUACUAAACCACAAUUUUCUUAAACUUGGCUCUAAUCUUAACCCUAACCUCAGCGCAAAAACCUUAAACGCAAACCUCACCCUGGUCGUAGCCCUAACCCUGGUCCAAACCCUAAACGUAACCCUACUACUGUUUAGAACCAACUUUCAGUUUCAACAGAUUUUAAAUUUAAACAUCUAUAGGUAGUCCAUAGAAGACUAUCCAAAUAAAGUGAGACCAAAAUAUUCAAGAUAUGGCACUGUUUCUUGGUCAUUAUUCAUUUAAGCAAACUUGUGGUACUGACCAUGUUAAGGCUUUUGUACAAAAAGGUCUGAUUAUUUUUGUCUUAUCUCUUCCACUGAAGCUCGUAUUCAGACGACUCUCAAGUGGAUCUAAACUACUCAUCACAGGCUUUUGAACAAACUUGUGGAGUCCAUGCCAGCUUAACUGUUUUUCAAAGGAAAUGAGGGAAAUACUGUAUCAAAUACUAAGAAAUUCUGAAAUUCAUGUUCAAAUUUGAUAAGAUGUUACUAUUCACUCAAAUUGAUAUGCUAAUGAUAUAAUUUCUAAUGACAGACAAGAAGCACUUUCACCAGACUUUUGGACACCACUGUUGGUGUCAUGUAGCCUUACAAACAAGUGUUACCAAAACUAGCAUUUGAUGUCAUGCCAGCUUAUGUCACAUGCUAAUUUUGUUUUUCAUUUUGUUCAGUAGUAUAAUAAUGCAAAGUUAUUGUUGCCUGUAAUUGUAAUGAGAUCACUGCACUGAACUAAAUCUGCCAUGACAACUCAUAACGGCAUAUGAUGUGCUGAUAUCAGUGUUUUGUAGCAGUUUCCCUGCAGUAUUACCAAAUUCUUUUCUGCAUUUGUCAUUACAUUACAAAAGUAGAUUCCAUUUCCACAGUUACCAACAUUAUAGUUUGGUAACAGAUGCUAUUAAGUUAUUUUUUUGUUUAUUCCAGGGAGGCAGACACAUUCUAAUUCAUAAAUUCAUGAAAAACAAACCCAUAAAAAAGUUUCCAUGUGUGUGUUGUGCAUC